UCAAAAGCUCGCUGGUGUGUGUGAGUGUGUGAGCCUGCCAAACACUUGGGAGUGGCUCGGGAUAAAAUCCAGCCCAGGAGUCCUGCGGAGACUUGUCUGUGAAGGUGGAAAGAAAAUAAAAAAGAACUAGACGGAACAAAGAUAAUUACUUGACAUCUGUGUGGCGCAGGUGAACAUCAGGGACAACCGUUCACUCUCACAGGAUCUUCUCAAGGAACGUUAUUACUGUCUUUUGUGCAAAGCCAGAACUUUCUCCUGAGUUUCACCUGGACUUCAGUUAGUAUGGAAUGGAUUCGUUAACAAGGGAUACAAGCGAUUUGGGAGGAAGUUCAGGAGAGAGAGUCAUAACUGAAACAACAUUUUCGACCAGCAGACUCACAUCUUUACCACCAAAGGGCUUCAGUGGAUCAGGCAGUAAGAGCAUGUCCAGCAGCUCUUGGGGAACUGGCUUUGAGAAGAAUAUUCUAACUCAGAACAGCAGCACUUACUUCUCAUCCUCCUCUGUGGGUGUCAAUGCAGGCGGGUCAGGGUUUGAGUCUGGCCUGUAUCUGGGGGAUGAGUCCAGCGGGAACAGCAAGAGCAGAGGAGGAGGACGAGGAGGUAGUGAAAUUGUGUCUGCAUCAGGCUCAGGGUCAAAGGUCAGAUCCAGCUCCUCGGGUGGAGUGAGAAGGACACAAGGCUCUUCUUCCUCUCUCGGCCACUCCCCCACUUUCAUAGAGAGGAAGAGUAUGACCAAUCAGUCAGGAGGUUAUGACGGAAGUUCAAGUGCCAACUCGUCGCCAGAGAUCACGAGGAAAGACUAUGGUGCAUCUAGAGGAAGAUCUCAAAGCAGAGAGAGUGAAAUCAGGGCCAGAUUGCAGAGUGCUUCUCCCUCAACCAGAUGGACAGAGCUAGAUGAUGUGAAGAAGUUGUUAAAGGGCAGCCGCUCGUCUAGUGUCAGCCCCACACGUUCCUCCACCUCCUCCACCCUGCCCGUGCCCCGCAAAGCCACAGUGGAGACUAAGAUCAUCAAGCAAGGCACCCAGACUGUUUCAGGGCAGUAUGACAGCAGCAUUCUGGAGUCAGCACUCCCAUCCUACACAUGGACCAGCUCCACACUGCCCUCUAAUGUCUCAACUGGGUCUGCCUUUGCCUAUCAAAGCAGCACCAACAACAUGUCAGCAGGAUCUUCUCUUGCAAACAGCACUGCACCAUCCUCACUAUCAGUGUAUGGCUUCCAGAAUAACCUUGCCCCAACCUCUAGUGCAGUUCUUACAUCUAAUGGAGUUAACAUGUCAAAUGGAGUUAACACAUCAAAUGGAGUUAACUCAUUUAGCGGAGUUAACACAUUCAACGCAGUUAAUGCUCAUUCAGGAUAUGGUGUGCAGAAAAACCUCUCUCAGAGUGUAAGCAGCUCUGGAGUUGUUAGUACUGGAGUCUCCACUUCUACAGGCACUGCUGCACAGUCAGUCAAAGAUGAUGUACCACGAAAAUACAUUAUACUUGAGAAGGAGAAUAUUCCAUCAAAAAGGGACACAGAGGUGCUCAUUCUGUCUAAAGAUAGUGGAAAGCACUUCUCCAGCAGCAUCCCUAAUGGAAAAGGUGGGUCCAUUUCAGAUGUUUCACUGAAGAAGGAGACUUUGGCAACGAGCUACGCUGAGGCUGCUCCUGCCAAAUCUGCCUCAGGCUCCUACUAUGGAUCUUCUGUUGUGCCAACAAAAGAUAAAGCUACCUAUGCAGAGAUCCAUAAUGAUAAGGGCUAUGAUAAAGGAGGAGGGGGCUGUUUCGGCUGCGGUCCAAGCUGCUGUUCCUGGUGGAAGUGGCUGCUUGGGCUGCUUCUCAGCCUGCUGCUGUUGCUUGGCCUGCUGUUUGGACUAAUUGCUCUCAGCCAAGCCCUUAAUAAGCAAGCGGAGGAGGUGAGGGUGCUAAAAGCUCGUGUGGAUGCUCUGGAACGCCUGCCUUCUAGCGGUCAGGCCCACGCCAGCCGACAGACUGGCAGCAGUGACAUAAACAGCCUGCAGUCCGGCAAGUACAUGGACAGCGGAGCGGUCAGUUCUGAUAACAGUCUGAGUUUGGGAGCUGAUUCUGUCUCAGACACUACUGCCCUUCAGAAGACAGUACAGGGAUUACUGCAAGCUGAACUGCAGACAUUUAGAGCCAGCCUUGCCUCCUCAGUGAGAGGAGAAAGAGGACCACCAGGGCCCAAAGGUGACACUGGAGCUCCAGGACCCAAGGGACAUGAUGGUAUUCCAGGAGCACCAGGUCUUCAUGGAGCAAGAGGAGAUCCAGGCCCCGAAGGGCCAAAAGGACAAAAGGGAAGUGCAGGCGAUCAUGGUGCAGAGGGACCACAAGGAAUCAGAGGUCGAGAUGGGCUUCCAGGGCCUAGAGGAGAGCCAGGCCCAGCAGGCUUUGGAGAGAAGGGUGAAAGAGGGUCUCCAGGGGAUGCAGGAGCUCGUGGCCCACCUGGUCCAGUUGGCCCACCUGGUCCAAAAGGUUCUGCAGGUGUUAAUGGAAUACCAGGUUUACCAGGUGAACCAGGCCCACAAGGCUUCAGAGGAGAACCAGGCCCUGCUGGACCCAAAGGGGACAGAGGGGCUGCUGGACCACAAGGAAUUAAAGGUGAUCAUGGUGAAAAGGGAGAUCCUGGCAUUCCAGGUUUUGCAGGACCUCCAGGGAGACCAGGAGUGGCCGGUGAGAAAGGAGCCAAAGGGUCAGCAGGAUCACCAGGAGCAGACGGUGAAAAGGGUCAAAGAGGUGACCAAGGACCAAUCGGAUUGCCAGGAAUCAGAGGGCCAACUGGGCCACCAGGUGAUGCAGGACCUCCAGGAGUUCCAGGGCUUCAGGGACCACCAGGUAUUGCAGGAAAUCCUGGACAACCUGGUGUUAAAGGUGAAACUGGUGAACCUGGCAGAGUUAUCAAUGCAGCUGUAGGAGCUAGCUCUGUGGCAAUCCCUGGACCACCAGGACCCCCUGGACCACCUGGACCUGCUGGUUCACCAGGACUGUCAGGUCCUGUUGGUCCUGCUGGCCUUCCUGGCCAACCUGGUCCUAAAGGUGAUAAAGGGGAUCAAGGAGAAGCCGGAAUCUCAGUGGAAACCCGAGACAGCCCAUCUAGAGGUAAAAAUGGACCAUUUGGUUCUUCAAGUGUUUCCCAGGUUGUUCAGGGUCCACCUGGCCCACCUGGUCCCCCAGGACCUCCUGGACGCCCAGGAGACUCUAGACCUGGACCUCCUGGACCACCUGGAGAACCAGGCCAGCCAGGAUAUGGUAGACCUGGAGCAAGAGGAGAGAAGGGAGAUAGAGGAGAACCAGGAAGUUUUGUGCCCAACUCAGGAACAUUUUUCGCUGGACCACCAGGACCACCUGGGCCUCAAGGUCCUAAAGGAGACACAGGAUCCCAAGGACCCAGAGGAUACCAAGGAGAGCCGGGUCAGCCUGGCCUGCCUGGAAGAUCAGGAGGAUCAGAAGCUAGAUUUUCUGGUUAUGGAGGAGUUCAGGGGCCACCUGGGCCUCCAGGGCCUCCCGGGCCACAGGGUCAAAAGGGUGACAAUGGAGUUCCAGGUGCUCCAGGCAUCCCAGGAACAUCAAGAGGUUCAGUUGCACUCGGUGCCUCAGGGCAACCUGGCCCCCCAGGCCCUCCUGGACCACCUGGCCCCCCUGGACAUUCUGGAUCUGCUGCUGAUUAUCGCCAUUACAUCAUGGAGUACAUGCAGAGUGAUAGCAUGAGGCGUCAGAUGUCCAGUCUCCAGGGCCCUCCUGGCCCUCCAGGACCUUCAGUGUCCAUUGAGGAUGUGGCAGCACGAGUCAUCGCCUAUCUUCAGCGUUCUGGAAUAAUUGCUGGAAUGAGUGGUGGAGUAAGUGGUGGAGCGAGUGGUGGAGCAAGUGGAAGAACAAGUGCUGGAUCAAGUGCUGGAUCAAGUGCUGGAUCAAAUGGUGGAUCUAGUGGUGGAUCUAGUGGUGGAUCUAGUAGUGGAUCUAGUAGUGGAUCUAGUAGUGGAUCUAGUAGUGGAUCUAGUAGUGGCAUUUCUGUCAGUGACAUCAUUGCAUUAUUACAGAGGGACGAUGUUAGACGUUAUGUAAUUGGCCCUCCAGGACCACCUGGCCCAGCAGGAGGCGUAAGCCUAGCCAAUAUAGACACACAGGAAGUGGCGACCUAUGUCAUCAGAAUAAUGAAUGAGCGAGGACUGACAGGUAGACCUGGACCUCCUGGCCCACCUGGUCCUCCUGGACUCCCUGGUCAACCAGGGUCCACCUACAGUGACAUCACUGCUUUGAUUGAGAGAUCAGGGCUUGGUGCAAGUAUUGGUCAUCCAGGGCCUCCUGGUCCUCCAGGGAGACAGGGCCCACCUGGCCCAGCUGGCCCAUCAGGUGUCUCAGGUUCAGGAUAUCGACUUGAAGACAUCCAAGUCUAUCUGCAGAAUUCUGGCUUCACGGGUCCUCCUGGCCCACCUGGCCCUCCAGGACCUCAGGGGCCUCCAGGGAACUCAAGGAGCACAGUUUCAUAUGACAGAGCAAGCCAAAGUUCACUCAUUCGUGCUGAGCUUCAGGAGUACCUCAACAGUGACUCUAUGCGGCGCUACACAUCUGGUCUGCCUGGUCCUCCUGGUCCUCCAGGGCCUCGUGGUGAGAAAGGUGACCGUGGCGAGCCUGGAUACAGUACUGGUGGUGGUUACUACUACGGUGCUGACCGUAAUGGGGCCAGGUUGACCGAAACAGACUACUCCAGUGUUGCUUUGAGAGUGACCGACUACAUUCGGAGUCAGGGUCUGCUUCAGGAAAUCAAUGAUGAGUACUGGCGAGGACACUCCAUGGGCAUCCAAGGGCCUCCUGGACCUCCUGGUCCACCAGGUCAACCUGGAUACAGCCGUGUUUUUGCUGCCUACGGGAAUGUGACCGCUGAUCUUGUGGAUUUCUUCAGAAUACAUGGCACUAUUCCAGGCCCCCCUGGAAGACAAGGACAGAAAGGAGAAAGAGGAUAUCCAGGACCCAAAGGAGAUAAAGGUGAGACGGGAAGACAAGGAAUACCUGGUGUUCAAGGGCCGAGAGGUCAUGAGGGGCCAAUGGGACCAAAGGGUGAGAAAGGUGACAGCCAGUUUGGUCGGCGGAAAAGAAGCAUUGGCGUGUAGAGGCUUACAUUUCUGUCUGAUUUACAACACACUUUUUCACUUUAUGGUGGCUUUUUAUAUGGCGAAACAAACGUAGAAGGAGGAAGCAUAUGAAAUGUGUAGGCUUAGUUCUCUCUAGCGCACAGUAGUUCAGCAGGCCUGAGGUGGUCAAUUUUAUAUUUUCUCAAAGCUUCCUGGUUAAAUGCUUGGUGCAUGGCAUUUAAUCCACUUUACUAAAGCAUAUUAUGUCUUCCGAAUUUCAGAUAAAAACAUUUUUUUAAAUGUAAGUGGUAUUUUUUAGAAUGUUUCUUACUUCAGUAUCUGUACUACUUCAGUUUUUAAGCACAAAAUGGGUCUUAUUCACCAAUUUCUUCUUAAAUUUCUUCUUAAAACCCACUUGUUUUCAUAAAGAUUCUGACAAUCACCAAUGUUUUCUCUUUUGGGAUUUGUUCUUGGGUAAGAACAGAAUCUACACACUCAAGAGCACAAAUGUGCACACAAUUCUGCACAAUUCAGAACUUGUCAUGAAUCCGAUGUAGACUUUUUCUUAGGACCUUUCUCAAAACACAUUUAAGAAAAAACUUAGAAAGACAUUGGUGAAUGAGGCCCGAUGUUUUUAGCACAAAAUGCUACUCAGAUGAACUGUGUAACCUAAAAGGUUUUGUUUUUGCACUACACCAAAUUGUUAGAAUGUAAUGUGAUGAGGUAAAGUUAAAAUAGCUAAUUUGACUUUCUGAUUUGACUUUGAUGUUGAAAACAAUUUUGUAUAAGUUUAAUUAAAAUAUCUUUGAUAAAAAAAAUUA
Colossoma macropomum (tambaqui) is the source of this 5887-nucleotide messenger RNA. RefSeq names its product collagen, type XVII, alpha 1b (gene col17a1b). NCBI's taxonomy places the organism in Eukaryota, Metazoa, Chordata, Actinopteri, Characiformes, Serrasalmidae. The transcript has 56 exons. The record is from RefSeq and is a predicted model, not a curated record. Bases 288 to 5105 code for a protein of 1605 amino acids.